Molecule: messenger RNA, 964 nt
Organism: Equus caballus (horse)
Lineage: Eukaryota; Metazoa; Chordata; Mammalia; Perissodactyla; Equidae
Source: RefSeq, a predicted model, not a curated record
AUCUCCAUAGCAACUUGUAUCUCCUAGGUAUAGACAGAGGAUGACUCAUUAUCAUUGAUUUUCCAGGUCAGGGUCAUGCUUGUGGCACUAAUGUUAACAGCUUCGACAGCAAAAACCUGACUGGAGUCUGUGAAGACAUGUGAGGUAUUCACAAUAACCAGAAUGACCAAGCCACGGAAGGAGAGAGAGAAGCUAUCAUCUGGUUCGCAGGGUUACCUCUGAAAAUGCUAUGAAAUCUGUAAAUGACUACUCUACUGUUAGUGCAGAAGACAUCUGCUAAAUUGGCCUGCUAAGCGUCCCUUUUCUCCAUGGAUCUGAUUUCGAGAUAAAGAAUUAACAAAUGGCUGAAGAGAAUUUGACGGCUGUUACUGAAUUUAUUCUCUUGGGACUGACGGACAUUGCAGAACUGAAAGUUAUGCUUUUUGUGUUAUUCCUAGUGAUAUAUGCCGUUACCUUGGUGGGGAAUCUGGGCAUGAUCUUCUUAAUCCAAAUCACUCCCAAACUCCACACACCCAUGUACUUUUUCCUCAGCUGCCUUUCAUUUGUAGAUGCCUGCUAUUCAUCAGUUAUUGCGCCAAAAAUGCUGAUCAACUUCUUGGUUGUGAGUGAAACCAUAUCAUUCUCUGCCUGCAUAGUGCAGCAUUUGUUUUUGGGUGUGUUCAUCACCACGGAAGGCUUCUUGCUCUCAGUGAUGGCAUAUGAUCGUUAUGUGGCCAUUGUCAACCCUUUGCUUUACACUGCAGCCAUGUCUAAGAGGAAGUGUGUAGGGCUAGUCAUUGGGUCAUUCAUAGGUGGAAUGACUAACUCAUUGACACACACGAUAAGCGUAGGGAGACUGUCCUUCUGUGAGUCUAAUGUUGUCAGCCACUUCUUCUGUGAUGUUCUCCCACUGCUAAAGCUGUCAUGUUCUGACACUUCCAUGAAUGAAUUGUUGCUCUUAACCUUCUCUGGAGUCAUUGCCUAG